AUGAGAAAACAGUCAUCGUAUGAAAAUGGGUUCCUAAUAUUUGAAGACUACAACUUUGUUAUCUACAGCAAGUGGCGUGGAAGAAGAAUUUGUUGGCAUGCAAAAAACAAGUACUUAAGCAAUUUCAACGUUGGUACGUGCUUUUAUAAACGCUUUCAAAACUAUAAUUUCAGCCAUGCAAAAAAUAGCGUAAGCUUAAAAUUAAGCACAGAAAAUAAACUGUUUGAAAAAGUAGAACAAAAUAUAAAAUGGCUAAUUAAAUUUAUUAUCAGAAUAAAAAAGAACGUUAAAAAUAUUUACUUAUUUGUAAGUUUUAUUAGUACAAAAUGUAUAUUAAAAAUGUCUACUUUUUAUUAUUUAAAGUAUAUUGUAGAAAAAAUUUAUGAACACAAAUUAGAAACAUCAAUCCGUGUAGUCUUACCCAUAUCAGAUUUACACAAGUUAUAUACGUAUAUAUAUUUCGAGAAUUUUUCAUUUAUUAAUUACUAUGAGAAAUUGUUAUCAAAGAAAGACGUCUCUCGAUUCAAGCGAUAUUACUGCCCCGUUAUCCUACUGAACAGCCCAAACAAGAAUUUUACCCUGCCGUAUGAGAAGGUAUAUGGCCAGGAUGUUAUAAAAAUGAUAAGAAUAGGGAAAUGUAGAAAGAGCAGAUUGGCAAAAUAUACACACAAAAAGGGUGAAAUUUUUCAAAGUGGAGAAAAAGUAUCAGGUUUAGAAAAAACUACAAACGAGGAACCCCCGAUUAAGCAACAUUAUGGAAAUGUGAAAAAAGAGGAAGGAAUAAUCGAAAUAAACGUGACUAGUGAGAAUAAACAUCACCGAAGAAAGAGGAAUGGAAAAAAUGUAAGGAGGCGAAAAAAUAUAAAAAUACAAAAAUAUAAAAUAAAAAGGGUAAUAGGAAAAAGAUUACACACAAGUGAUAUAGGCCUGUUCGCAGGCACAUUCGAUAAAAUACAUUUUGGCCAUAUACUAUUACUAUUUUACUCGGUCCUCUUAACGAAGAAGUUUUAUUAUAUAGGGUUAUACAAUAAUAAAAAUAUAUAUAACAAAAAAUAUGCACACGAAAUUGACGAUUUGAAAUUAAGAAUUUACCACAUAUCGGACAUAUUAUUUUUAAUAAAAAAUGUAUAUCACAUACAUUUCUUUUUUCAUAACUUUACCCAUGUUAUGCCAUUUAUAAAAAUCAAAAAUUCACAUAAAAUUUUAUUUAAUAUUAUAAUUAACCAAAAAAAUGAAUUACAGAUAGAGUAUCACAAAAGAAAGUAUCAAAAAUAUAUGUGCUAUUCUUCUGCUCACUUUAAGAAAAAUUCCAGUGAAAAUUUCACUAAGAACAGCAAAGACCUAAAAAAGUACCUCUCCCUUGGGGGUACUAAAAUAGGUAUGACAUUGUGUAAGGGAAAAAUAAAUGAUCAAAAUGAACUUUUCUGUAGAAAUAAAAUGAAAAGGAAAAUUUUGAAAUACUUACUUUUUCAUGUAUCCAAUAGGAAUGGAAAGAAAUUUAAGAAUAAUAAUAACAAAAUUGUCGUAUUGAAGAGAAUACAUGACCCAUUUUCCUUCGCAGUUGAUAUUAACGAUUUGUAUUGCUUGACAAUGUCUAAGGAGUCUGAGGCAAACGGUUAUAACGUAGUGAAAAAAAGAGAAAUGCUAAGAGAGGAUGAAAACGUACAUUCUAAUAAAAUGAUAAGGGGUAAAAAACUGAAUGAGGAAUUCAAAGAGUUAAAAAUGAAAGAUGAAAUAACAAAUGAGAUAAAAAAGAAUAUGGAAAAGUCAAGAACCAACUUGAACAUUUUUGACACAAUUGAUUUAGGGGAUGGGGAGAAAAUAAGUUCUACAUUAGUGAGAAAAGAAAAUUAUUUUUUAAAAAAAAAGAAAUUUUCAAAAAUUUUAAGAUACUUCAUUGAUGCAUGUUUAUUUUUCCAUAUUGAUCAUUUCCUCAUACAAAUGUAUUCAGACAUUUUUUUACAUAAAAAUGGAAGAACCCCUUUUAAAAAGCUUUAUAUAAAUAAUGUGAAACAUCAUUUUUGUAAAAAUGAAAAGAAUAAAAGGAAAAAAAAAAAAAAGAAAAAAGAAAAGCUCCAUAAUAGAAGUGGGAAGAAGGAAGAUAAUUUUAUUGUUAAUGAUUUUUUCAGACAUUUGUUUGUUUUGCUAUCCUUUUUUGUUAAUCAUUUUGCUGAUAAAGAAGAAAAACUCAAGCAAAAUAAAAUUCAACUUUUUAUGAAUAUUUCUUUAUCACUUUCUUUCUUUUUUUACAACAACAUGAUUUUGUUAAUAAUAAAAAGAAAGGAACAACUUAUAAAUGAAAAUUUCUCAAUCAAUCAUAAGCAUUUAGAACAAAAAAUAAGUAUGUUUCAUGCAUACGAUGACAACAUUUUGCGAAUUUACAUGAACAAUGUGGAGGAACAUUUCCUCGAGGAAAUACUCAACCAGGUUCUCAUUUGGACUCUGUUACUUUUAUCUCUAUCCAUAAUGUGCAAAUUAUACCAUUUGGAAAUUCUACCAAGAAGCGCAAGAAAUAAAUCAAUACAAUUAGUUCAUUCUGAUGAUAUUCCAAAAGAGCAACAAAAACAAUCGCAUAAAAUGAUUAACCAAAAAGAGGUAGUUCAUAAUGCCCUUAUAUACACUCUCAGCAGCAGCUUCAUAAGCAAUUCCAAAAAUUGUGAUACAUGUAAGGUUCCAAAAAAAUUACAUAAAAGAUAUAACAUAUACGGGGAAGACAAAAAUCAAAGUCUAAGUAAGGACCAUGAUGAUUCUUUAUUAAGAAAAAUUAAUUACUCUUUAUACUUUUCCAAUUAUUCUAAGGAUAAAGGAUUACAUAGAAAAGGUUCCAUAGUAACAGCUUACACCCUCUACAAUCACGCAUUAACAAGGUUCAAAAUGAGGUAUCCCAUUUUUCGUUAUUUUAAUAUUCCUCAGGGGAAGAAGAUGAGAAUAGCACCUUUUCUUGAUAAGGAAGAAGAGGAAAAGGUUAUCCCUUGCAGCUAUAAAAUAUAUACUAAUGAUGUACCUAGUGUGCAGAAUACAAUUAAUCCAGACAGUGAUAAAACUUUUGGAAUUUUCAACAAAACUGAUGUGCAUAAUUAUCCAAACGAAUAUAACGAUGCUGAUCUGUCACAACAUAGACGUGAUAGAAAAGGGAAAUUUUCUGAAAAUCACUUUUGGCAUGUAACGGUUGGAAAAAAUGAAAGAAAAAUAUUAAACAAUAUGUAUGACAUAAAUAUUAGGAGUAAAGAAAAUAUCCCCAUUUGGAAAGGCAAAACAAGUGUAAAUGACAUUGAGAAAUAUAUUAAAGGAACAACAGCAUGCUCGAAUAGUAACCAUAGUGAAAGAUAUGCAUCGUUAAUGCAAAUAAAUAUUAACAAUAAUGAUGAAAUUUUUUUUUUCAGAAAAAUAUUGAUUUAUAAAUUCCUAGACAAUUACUUUAUUUCUUUUUUCUCUUUUUACUGCGCAAACAAUUUGAUGAAUAGUGAAUCGAAAAAAAGUACACCCUGUGGGAAUACCAAAGUAGAUGAUUUUUUGUAUGUAUUUUUGGUCAAUUUUGAAAAACAUAUUGAAAUGAUUAUAAAUAGUUUCAUUCAAAGGAGGUGGGAAUUAAAACCCAAAAAAAGUAAUGAUCCUUUUGAUCCUUAUCUUCAAUACCAGAAAAAAUAUUCCAUAAUUCACAGAUAUCUUAUAAUGAAUUUGUCUCCACUAAAUAAUUAUAACAUUGAUUUUGAACGAAAAUACAAUGUUAAAAAUGGAGAGACCACGUUUGCAGAUACGCCCUUUCGCAUCCAUAUGGGGAGCUCGAGACACUCAAAAGGAGCGAAAGCUGAAAAGGCUCCUAAAAAUGCGAGAGAUGGAAAGGGCUCUAAAGACGCAACAACGGAGAAACAUUUGAACGUAUUAACAUUUUACAGCCUGAUUAUUCAAAGCAUUUUAACACAUGAAAAUUAUUAUUAUCCAUACUUCUCAUCACUCAAUUAUUUGUAUCUGGACAAUGUUUGA
Molecule: messenger RNA, 3984 nt
Organism: Plasmodium gonderi
Lineage: Eukaryota; Apicomplexa; Aconoidasida; Haemosporida; Plasmodiidae
Product: phosphopantetheine adenylyltransferase
Exons: 1
Coding region: 1-3984 (1327 amino acids)
Source: RefSeq, a predicted model, not a curated record